Messenger RNA from Penaeus chinensis, 1753 nucleotides. RefSeq lists its product as uncharacterized. Bases 1093 to 1539 code for a protein of 148 amino acids. The record is from RefSeq and is a predicted model, not a curated record. NCBI's taxonomy places the organism in Eukaryota, Metazoa, Arthropoda, Malacostraca, Decapoda, Penaeidae. The transcript has 2 exons.
CAAUAAUGAUAUCAAUUAUAAUGGUAAGUAUAAUAAUAAUGAUAAUGAUAAGCAUCAAUAACAACAAUAAUAAAGAUAAAUAUAGAAUUAGCAAAAACGCAAAGAAACAAGGAAAGAGGACAAUAACGAAAGUCCAAUAAAGCAGACGAAACAGGAGAAAAUCGCUAAACAGAAACAGAGGAUAGCAACAAAAGGAAACAAGGAUCAAAAGAUGGAAAUACUUGGAGAAAGAAAGAAGAAACAACAAGGAUAACCAUAAGCUUGUCAUAAAGAAGGAUUGAAGGAGAAAAUGUGGAAAAGUUAGAAGAGAGAAAGCAGGAAGGAGAAAGGUAACAAACAGUAAAGGAGAAUAAAAGGAGAGAAUAUGGAAAAGUUAGAAGGAGAGAGAAAGAAAAGAAAAGAAAAAAAGGAACAGAUAACAAUAAACGUGGCCUAAGGGAGAGUAGAGGGCUUGAGGAACAUAAGUAAAAUACACGACAUAGCUCAGUCACGUGGGUAGGUCACGUGAUCCGAAGAGGUUAUUGAGUCCACCCAAACCGUUACCUCCCUUAAGUUAAAUUCCUUAAAUAAACGCCAAAUAAAUCGAUAUUGAGGUUACUUCCUUCUUAUACAGCGAUAGCAUGUGGUUAACAGGUCCUCUUGGUAUUAAUGUUGCAAAAUACUCCGUGUUUACUUCUCGGUCACGUGCUCGGGUUACGUAUCCAAAAGCUCCCAUCAAAACACACAGAUUUGACACGAUUGCCGGAUUAAUAUUUCUCGGGGACUAUUUUUAUUUACUGUAUUCUUUAACGAGGACAGAUGAUCCAUAUCUACUGAACGUUUGCUGUGUUUGUCAGUGUUUCGAUAGAGUGGGUGGCGAGUUCAAGAUGAAAGUGUGUUAACCGUGCGACGUGUAAAAGUGUUACGCGCGUUUCGAUGGUAAUAGACGGUCGACGCGAAACCUGUCUGUGUGGCGAGAACUCAGUGUUGUUAGGGUAUCGCUGGGACGCAGAAGGCGAGUGUCUGUUUAUCAAGCAGGUUUAUGAAGUGACUUGAUCAAUACAGGCUUUUUUUUUUUUCUUAUUUUGUGUCUGUGAACAUUCCCGGCCUCUUAUGACACUGUGGAAACGAUCAGCGGAGACAGAAAUUACGAGCGAAUUUCUCCCACAUGUCUGGGGCGCCAACGGGGGUCUCUGGGUACGUCAGAUCACACGCCGGGGACAUCCUUCCUCGCCCAUGAUGACCAACGUGAAUGUCGCGGGUCUCUACCUCGACCAACACGCCCUACAAAAUGCAAAUGACUCGCAUAACCAGAGCUACAUCGUCUUCAUACCGCUUGGCCUCGGUCUCCUCCUCCUCAGUGUCUGUCUCCGAUGGUGCAUGCGGCGUGGGUGCGAGAGGAAGACCGCGGUCGUGGAUCCGGAAGCCGCUGUCGGGGAUCUCGUGAUUCGGCUGUUUCACGAUCCUCCUCCCGACUACGAGGACGUCGCUAACGAUCCUCCGCCGCCAAUGUAUUGCGAAGUCUUCAGAGAUCCUCCUGACGAAGGGAUUAGGUCCUGACGUCGCCUCGGUGCGCUGUUUUUUAAGGACAUAGUGAUAAAAAGGUGUGAAUGUUUUCAGUUUCGCGGAAGUGUAUACUUUGCCUUCAGAAAUUGAGUGUACAUAUACAUACAUAUACACAUAUAUGCAUACACACACACGCACACACACGCACGCACACACACGCACACGCACACGCACACGCGCACACGCACACGCACACGCACACGCACAC